This is a messenger RNA of Thermothelomyces thermophilus ATCC 42464, 1159 nucleotides long. RefSeq lists its product as uncharacterized. The record is from RefSeq and is a predicted model, not a curated record. Lineage: Eukaryota; Fungi; Ascomycota; Sordariomycetes; Sordariales; Chaetomiaceae. The transcript is spliced from 4 exons. The coding region runs from base 196 to 996 and encodes 266 amino acids. Gene Ontology annotation, biological process: protein import into mitochondrial matrix. Gene Ontology annotation, cellular component: TIM23 mitochondrial import inner membrane translocase complex.
CCGCUCACAAUUGGCGAUUGAAUGAUCGGAUCAAUUUGAUCGAACCUCGAGCGCGAACAAGCUCCGCUCGAGUUUUAGUUCGGUUCGUGCCAAAGCGAACAAAUCAACAGCAGAACCAAACCACAGCCCUCGCUAACACCGACAAACGCCGGCUUUUCAUAAGCCGCCAGCGAUGGGCUCCGCAAAGCCGCCACGAUGAAUCGACUCACGGUCUCGGGGCUGCGGCUCCGUCCCUCGAGCACCAAUGCUGCCUUGGCAGCAGUACCCCCGUCGCUGCUACGGCAGCUCGUCGUCCGCUGUCGCUCCCUUCCGGAAUCGCUUUCCCCCUCCUCCUCGUCCUCUUCCUCUUCUCCCUUGGCCUCAUUCUCCUACCAGAGCCGCCGCGGCUAUGCUACGCAGCACUAUCAACAACCCCAGACCGAGUCACGUCGCCGGGCCGUGACCCCCUUCAACGAUGACGGCCGCGUCCCCUGGACCGAGCUAUCGGCCGGCGAGAAGACUGCGCGCGCCGCGCAGCAGACCUUCAACUUUGGCAUGGUGGUCGUGGGGCUGGUCUUGACGGGCGGCGUCGGCUACGUGCUCUACUCGGAAGUCUUCUCGCCCGACAGCAAGACCACCUACUUCAACCGGGCCGUCGACCGCAUCCGCACAGACCCGCGGUGUCUGGAGCUGCUGGGCGACGGCAAGAAGAUCAUGGCCUUUGGCGAGGAGACGUAUAACAAGUGGCGGCGGGCGCGGCCGAUCGCCUCAACGGUGACCAAGGAUGCGCAGGGGAACGAGCAUAUGAUGAUUCAGUUCAACGUGCAAGGGCCCAAGGGGGCAGGACGCGUCAGCAUUCACCUCGUCAAGCGUGCCGGCCAGAGCGAGUAUGAGUACAAGUACUUCUUCCUGGACGUCCGGGGCCACCAGAGGAUCUACCUCGAGAAUGCCGACGCUUUGCGGGCGAAGAGCGGAGAGAGCAAGGGGUUCAGGCUGUUCGGUGUCAAGUGGAGUUGAGCUGACACCACCAACCGAGUGUCCUUGUUUUAUCGUCAAUCCAAUACCCGCAGGAUUGGUUCAGGGUUCUUCGAGUGAGGACCUUUGUGUGUGGGAUUCAUGGGAACCUCAUAGGGGCUUAUAGAAUUAAGUGUACCCUACGAGCUCGAAUUGGGUUCCAGCC